This is a messenger RNA of Pocillopora meandrina, 11341 nucleotides long. Lineage: Eukaryota; Metazoa; Cnidaria; Anthozoa; Scleractinia; Pocilloporidae. The record is from the annotation of a GenBank genome assembly.
UGGGUUUGUCUGCGGGGGCUUGAAAUCGGGCGGCAUCAAACUCACACGUCGAGCUGUUUCCUGGUGUUUUUAUGAAAGAUUUUGGCCUCUGUGAAUGCUACUAUGUAUCACAAAUAAGGUAUUUCAAAUGUAGGUGCUUAAUAUUUUCAGGGAUGUCGAAGGACAAUAGUUUUCUUCAACAGUUAAUCCUCAUUAUUAUUUCUAAUCACGUCGCGCAUGAGAACAUUGAGGACAGAAUUGUGAAUAUCAUUUGACCUGAUUUGACUCCUCUACAACGUUACAUUUGAAAGCUUUGACUGAUUAUACAAUGCUCCUGAAUGUAUUUGACCCGAGGAUGUUGUUUCACGUAAAAAGAAAGAUGUGUAAAGCUCUGAAGCUGAAUUAAUUUCGUAUGGAUUAUAAAAGCAACUAAUAAAAGACAAAUCGGGCCUUAUUCGACUUUGAUCUGCUCUGCUUUGCACUCAGAAAGUGAAAACGUUUAAUUCUUUGGCUCAAGUGAAAACUUGUAGUUGCCUGUUUUGAGGUUUUCUCUAGUGUCAUUACAAGUUGGUCCCCUCAUUGGGCAUAAAAUUUAUUGACUUAAAAUCAAGAGGAUUAUUAUUGUCAGAGAAUUGUUCAGGGCUUGAGGAGGGUGAAUUCUCACCACGCCUGAGUCAACUUAGUCUUGAAGUAGAUUUAUACUACAUUUCAUUUGCAUUUUAUUAUAUCAUUUGCAACAAUGCACAUGGGUACAGUUGACCUGGACAAAAUGACCUAAGGUUGAUAAGUCUGAACAAUGUGGUUUUUUUAUUACAUCCAUUUUGGAAUCAUUGGUGAUCCUUACAAUCUGAUUGGCUCUCAGCAGUGAAUGAAUUGCACUAUUAUGAAUGAAUUGCACUAUUUUUUGCUUUAUUGGUAAUUUAAUUAAUUUUAAUUGAUUAACUAGCUUUAUGGGAAUUUUUUGUUUUUGUUUUCUUUCAUGUGAGGUGAUGGAGAGACAGAUACUCAAAAGAUUUGAUUUUGUACCCAGGGUUCUUGUUUAUGUUAGGUACCUCAAGGGAGGGGGCUUAUUCUAAAUCAGGCACUUAUUAGGUACAGGGUACUUAUUGUUAUAGGGGUGCCUAUUGGAAUGAGGAUGCUUACUCAGUAGGGGUGCUUGUUAGAAUAAGGGUGCUUAAUGAGCGAAAAAAUGUGAGAAUGGUGCUUUUUAGAGAGGGGUUGCUUCUUAAGAGGAAGGCACUCAAUUGAAUCAUUAAUUUGUGUGGCAAAUUUUUUCAACUUUUGUCCUGAAAACUUCUUUUUUCUUUUUCCAGUUCUGCUGUUAUUUUUUUUUCACAAAGUGGCUCAAUACUAGAUUAACCCUUUAAAUGCUAAGAGUGACUAGCAUCUAAUUUCUCCCUACAAUAUCUCUUCUGAAUCACACAUUAAGGUCAUGAGAAUAAAGGAAAUGGUCACUAGGGAAGGAACCUUUGGAUAAGCAAGCAAAUUCUUCUUGUCAGGAAAUUAGGAAAUGCAAAAGAGUGGUGUGGAGAAUAUGCAUACUGAUGUUAGGGUCAAAGGGUAACAAUAAAUUGGGUGAUUGAAUUUUACAUUUUCAAAAUGGAUGUAUUGAUUUUGUGGUAGUUGAACUUUGUGUCAUGCAAUUGUGGUUUGAUAUUAUACUUGUGAUUUCAAAGCAAACUGAUACUACGUGUUCAUUCAAUUUUGAAAUUAAUAAUACAUAUGGAAAAAUUACUCAGUUUUGAUUGGUUAAGAUAAAUGCAGUUUUCAGGUAAUUCAGUGCAGAAGAGAGUUAAUUCAGUGCAGAAGAGGGUUAAUUCAGUGCGGGAGAGAGUUAAUUCAGUGCAGAAGAGGGUUAAUACAGUGCAGAAGAGGGUUAAUACAGUGCAGAAGAGGGUUAAUUCAGUGCAAAGAAAGUAACAAAUCAGACAUUCUGAUUGGUCAAUAAUCAAAGAAACUCACAGAUAGCCAAUCAAAUGCGAACCUUGGAUGUCAUAACAAAAUUUGAAAAUUUGAAAAUUUGCGAGCGAAACGAUGGCCAGUGUUUUAAGUAGGUUUUCUUUCACCACCACAGCUGAAAAGCAGCUUAAACAAUGAAAACACUGUAAAAAGCACCGCUUUUUGGUUGUUGAUUUGGAAAAAGUGGUGUUUAGAGAAGGGAAUUGCCAAGGAAAUCGAAAAUUUACAAGCCAACCCAGCUUAACACUUUGCUCAAGUGAUCCAAUGCUGAAAUUAAAAACAAACAUGGUUAAACCUCAGAAACGAUGAUUCCAUUUUAUCAAAAGUGAUUCAGACACAGACUAAACGAUUCCUUGAACUGUUUAGCCAGACUUUGAACUCUUUUGCACCUUAAAGAUGUGAAGAUAUCAUUGCAUAUUAUUGUUUUGAUGGUAUGCAGUUGUUUUGACCGAAUGCACGGUUUGAAUAAAUUAUUUUUGCACUUGAUGUGUGUGCUUUGCUUAUGCUUAAUUAUGAUCAGCCACCUCAUAUUUUUCCAUGUAUAUUUUUAACAAGUAAUCACCUGAUUUUUCUCGUGCAAUUUGGAAUAAACAAGCACUUGUGCUUAUUUAUUCCAAAUUGCACUUGAAAUCAUGUGAUUACCUACACAAAGCAGAUGAUUUUAGCCAAAAUUGCACUGGUCUCAGCUCAAUUACCAUCAUAUAUAUAGAUAAAUUUCUAUUACUUACAGGAAGGCAGUGUUGAACUAUUCCAAUCAUGUCAAGUAGAAAUGAAUCUGUGAUACAUUCCCUGGCUUACACUGGAUGUUUCAAGACGUUCAGUACUACUUCAUGUGUAAGGUACUGGUCCUGAAUAAUUUUGUAUUCCAUUUAUAUUUUUAUAUUAAAAUGUGGAGACCUCAAACUGACACAUUUACCCAUUUCGUACUUUUAGGGACACCAGUUUAACAAUACUGGCCAUCAUCACCUGCAUUGUCUGUGUUGUGAGGGUAAUUUUAAUGGAUAGGUUUUUAUUUAUACUUUAUAUUUUGUCAGUGUAAAUAUUUUUAGCAGUUGGUAUUGAAAAUGUGAUAAGGUGAAAGGUAGGAAGCAGCUCUAAAUUGUUAGUUGCAACUGGAAAGUCCUUUCUGAUGUAGUUUUACCUCACAUCCAGGUAGACGAGCCUAACAUUCUGCAGUCAUUUUUAGCACUUUUUAAUGGUGCUCUUUUCUAUAACAUCUGCUUGCCUGGACACAAUUUUCUCUUCCCACUAAUUUCUGGAUAUUAACAUUAUAUUUUCUUGGUAUACUUUAAGCAUACCUUAGGGAAUCUAAACCCAAGCUAAUUUAUUUGUUGUUGAAUUAAUUACUAGUGAUAACUUUAAUAAAAGAAAUGAUGAAUUAUUUAAUUAUAAUUUCAUCAAUUUUUUUUUUUAUAAUAUAGCUUCAUAAGCUCCACUCUCAUCGCCAUUCCUUGCCAAAUCAGUAUAUUGUAUUUUACAGUGGGAUUGUGGAAUGCUUUCUUUGGUAAGAAUGGUUGAUUCCAGGUUGAAAGUGAUUAAUUGAUAAAAUAACAAAAGAAUGGCCAAACCAAAUUUUGACAUGAUUUGUGAUCUUUUACUGAUCGUAUUUGUAACAUGCUACACAGUAUGUAUUCUCUAGCUGUAAAUCAGAGACUAUAAUAUGUCUGAUUAGCUGGUAUAAAUGUUCUGUCUAAUAGAACAUGUUAUAUCUGUGUUUUAGUGGCUUUAACUGGUUUUACCUGGCUGUUACUGCUGUAUACUUUCUAACACAGUUCAUCAAAGUUGCUUGUCAGGUGAGGUGUUUGCUAAAAUAUGAAUGAUGUACAUGUGUUAUUGCUAAUGUAUGUGCACAUGGAUUUACAAACUUAGACUACAAGCAGUCCCUCCUUUCCAGCAAAGUCCAAAAAAAAAGAAAAGACAAAAAAUGCGAACAGCUUGCAGGGUGGGACUCUGGGUGAAGCUUUUUGUGCACCUUAACCUGUGCUAUAUGUGCCUACAUAUAUUAAAUUUUUUUGUCACUAUAUACUUUUUUGACUUGUGAAAUGGACUUUGCUGAAAAGGAGGGACUACUUGUAGUUUAGGACUUGCAAAUUAUAAUCAUACAAUGCCUGUCAUAGUGCAGUUAUUAAACAUUUGAUAUUCUUUUUUUCCUCCACCAGCUUCUUGUAGUCACAAAUUUUCAUUGCCAUCUAGCAGCUAGGAUGAUGAGAGUUGAGGAUAGAUUUAAAAGGUAUUUUCUCAUCUACUUACAUUUUAGGAUUUUUCUAAGGGUAAGUGGUACAUGACAUAUCUCCUCAAAUUAACUCACUUGAGGUGACUUUGUUACAGCAAUAAAUUUGGAUCUCUCUGUUUACCCACCUCCUGAUCUUUAAUUUUCAAAGCACAAGUGAGGGCUUAGAGAGAAUGGGGGGUGGGAAGAGGAAGUGGGGAGUGAGAAUCCAAAAUCUUGUUUGUUACUCUUUUGUCACUUACUCAGUGUUCUCACCAGAAUUUUGCCUUGGCAAGUCCUAGGCCCCCCUCUGCAGAUAAAUAGGGGCCCUGUAAGAACAUUAGGAGAAAAAAGUCCUCAUGGUCCUUAACUGGUGUGGAAAAAAUUAUUCAUGAUUUCUCUGCCUUCCAUUUCAUUAAAGCAUGUUCAAAAGGGAACUCUUCCAAUGGUGAUCCUUCAGCUGAAAUCCCUAUUUGGAUGUCGAACUUUUCUUUUUGUAGCCUAUUUCUCUCACAGUUUUUAAGGUUGUUUCAAAGGAUGAAACCACACGGUAUGAAUAAACUGAGCUUGCAUUCAUUUCAUUCGAACAAGCAAAAUACUGCAGGGUGUUAGGUUGACCAGGUUGUUAAAACUACUUAACUAUAGAUGUUCUAAAGUCAGUUUGAUAAUGAGCUUGUCCCAUCAGCCUUAAUGGGCCCAUUCUCUUGGCUUUGAAUGCACCAUCUUGGUUUCCUUACAGGAAUCCCGCAAGGCUGUGGCCUGUUGAGAACACUGCUUACUGCCUUUACCCUUUACUUUCAAUUGGUAUCUUAGCCUUCAUUGCAAAAUAAAGGUUGCAAAGUCAAAAUGAAUCAAGGUUUUCUGUUUUAAAUUGCUCUCCUGCUUCCUGCCGUAAUUAAAAAUUCUACUCAUGGCCCUUUACUUUCCUUUGUGUCUUAUAAACUACACUGGUAGUUCUCCGUGGCUCUGCCCUCCUCUUCUCUUCCCAAAAGGAAGUGUUGAGUAGGUGUCAAGGGUUACAUCACAUGUAGGUAAAAUAGCUUACUUAAUGCAAUCAAAGAUAGAGUUUUAACUUCACAUGAAUUUUGCUAGAUAUGUUGUUGUGUGGACAGACUUAUCACUUUUUUUUAUUUCAGGUACUCUAACAAGCUGGUGGCAGCUGUAUUUAUUACCCUGGCUGUCUUUGCUAUUGUUGGACUGGCAACAAUGAAAAAUGAAUACAGAGAGUGUACAGGUAUAAUCAUUAGGAGAGUGUUGUUCCUGAGAUAUCCAUUCCCCUGCUGUAGAAGGCUUUGGUUUAUUCCCCUUACCCAGCAUUCUGGAUCUUCUAGCUUUGGCUCAUCAUUUUCUUUUGAGAAUUGUAACAUUUGAAAAAUUGAAACAUUUGGGGUUGGAACAAUUUCCAGUGGAAUUUCCAGUGGAAUUUCCAGUGACUCUUCAUAGGCUGCAUGGGUAUGGAUAUUUUUUUGGGAAAUUCCUGCUUAAUGGUGCUUUGACACAAUCAUCACAACAGUCAAACCUGUAUUAAGUGGUGACCCAUUGGGAAUGGCAGUGUGACAGCUAACUACCAGUUGAUUACUCAAUACAGGUUCCACAGAAGAGGGGUAACACAAAAAACAAUAAAAAAGUGCCAUUUUCUGCUGUAAUUGACCACUUAAUGUAUGAACUCUUGCUCAAUAAUACUGGCAACUUUGAUUUUGGGAGAGAAACAAGAAUUUAAUUGUACUUGAAAGAUUAUUCUUAGUUUUACUAGUAAGAGUGGUUGUGCUUUAAGGGACUGUUCAAUACAGAUAGAAGAUGUGAUACAAAAAGGCCUUUGGUACUCACUCAAAGGUGACCACAACUGCUUAAGAGGUGAUGGCUGAUAUUAGAGGUGAAAAUGACAGUGAUUAUGGGGAAACUGCCUAAUAUGAUGCUGCUUUAUAUGAAUUAAGUUCUGAUGUGCCAUUGAUGUUGUGAAACGUUAGUUAAAUGCUUCAAGUUCCAGGGGAUGUAGCUUUUUCUGCAUUGAUUUCAGUAAUGAUUUUAAUAUUUUAUUGCAGAACCUGAAUGGCUGCUCUUGUCAAGUGCAGAAAUUUUAGUUGUCCAAGUUUUCCUGAUGUCAGGAAUUUUCAUUACAAGGUAGUUCCAAAGAGAAUAGCAAAUACUAUUCACUUCCGAGCAGCUAAUGAGACUAAAUUGCACAUCAAGAGUUUAAUUCCCAACCAUUUUUUUGUUAUAUUAAAAGAAAGAAAUGAAUUUUUUGGUAUCUGUGAGGUAUACAUCAAUAAAAACAAUUAUUCACCUCCGUGUUGGUGAAAUUGGUGGUCAUUUACCAUGCCACUUCAUGGCACAGUAAAUUUACAUCACUAUUCACCUUCCCAUCGUGAAUAGUUGUUAAUGGGUAAAAGUACCCAUGACACCCCAUCAGUCAACUAAUUUUCCCUCCUGCCCUUCCUUUUCUUGGGGGGCCUAUAGCCCCCUUUUAAACCUUCUGAAGUUUUCCAUAUUCUCCUGUACUGGGAAUAUGGACAUUUUUUUGGAAUCAUGCAUUGGAAAGGUUGAGAUUGGAGAUUAAAGCUUUACUAUUUGAUUCACAGGGAGCUCAAUAAUGUUCGUAUGUUAGAGGAUGACAGGACUGCCCAAAAAAGAGAUUUAUGGGGGUGAGUGUUUGAAAAAAUUGAUUAAUAUUUAUUUAAUAAAUGUUGGUAAUGAAAGAGUCAGCUGAUGUCAGAUUUGAUGUAAAAUGGUAGAUAGUUUAUCAGAUAAACAAAUUAUGGAGAUAAAGGUAGAAAUGUAUCUCUAAGUUACACCAUGAACAAAGUUUUGCAUUAUUUUCUUGAUGAUUAUUUCCCUAGGGGAACCUAGUGCCACAAAUAUUAGAUGGUAAACAGAUGAGAAAACAAUGCUUAGUGAGAUGCAGGUGCAGGCCACCUACAGCAGACUUUAUUUUGUGAUGAAUUUUUAAUAAGGAAUUAGUCCCAUGACCUCAAGAUUACGAUGAGAUUAAUGUUGUUUCAUUUUCAUGUGUAACACUUUGAAUUAUUGAUUUGGUUUUCUAUUUUUUAUCCUGUUAAAGGAUAAUCUUCAUUUUUGAAUUAUCAGCAUUGGUCAGCCUUGUUCAUGACCUGGUCAUGAGAAUCAGUAAGUACUUGGAACAUUCUCUCUCCUUAUGGUACAGCUUGGAAAUACUGCCUACCUGGCUAUUAAUCAUUCAUUUAUUGUAACCACCAUAAGUUUUGGGACAGCAUGCACCUAGCUAGAUAUGCAACUUUAGAUGUAUACAGCUCCUGUGAGUGAGCAUACCUAAUUUUCAAAAUUCAUUUGGUGGAUGUACACUGUAUUUUUAAUUAAAACUCUUCCCAAAAGUAUUUUGUUCAAUUGCAGCUGGACCAAAGAAUAACUGUCAAGGAGUAUUGGUAAGAAGAUUCUGUUUAAUGCUAAAAAAGGAAAAAAAACUCAGUAUUUUGUCUUAUUUAAUCAAACUGAUAAGGAAAUGUUACAAGUAAACUUUGCACCAUGCUGUGCCUAGAAAAAAAAAACCAGGGACUAAAUUUGCUGGGAAAGUGGCCAGUUUGGAUACCUGUGUGGGUAGCUAUUGAGCUAAAUGUAACCUUUCUAUUACUUUUGAUAAUGAGCUGUUCAGGUGAGACAAACACGUUUAAUGUUCAAACUUGUUUCUUUCAGCUGUCAAGCAAAGCAGGCUACACAGCAGUGUACAUCACUGUUAAUGUAAGUUCAAAAAUUGCAUGUUUGUGAAGACAAACACUGGGACAUUUAGUUGCAGUUGUUUUGCUUAUUAGAGUUUUAGGCCAUUAGAGUUCAUUAGGUGGAACAACUUAAGGAGAAGUGGCACUAAACAUGUGGUUAAGAAGAUUGGUCUGCAUAAAUGUGAUGCUGUUUGGUGCAAAUGUCAACAAGCAAAGAGCAAACCAAGAUAGAUGCAUUGCUGCUGAAUUUAUAAUCAGAAUUUUGACAAGUGUCACUUGUAUGUCGUAAAUAGUUCAGUUUAGAAUGCACCAAAAUUUUGCAUGGACAAUACACUGUAACUGUAGAAAAGGAGCACCUCUCUGAAAUGGGGACUGAACAUCUUCCAGUUGUCUGCUAGAUGAGCCCCUUAGCAUGGCAUAUUUACUGAAAUUAAAAACGAAAAUAAUAUUUUAAUCAGCAAAGGAAAUUUGCUGGUGUUGCUGUUAUAUGCAACCCACCCCCACUUUUCCUUUUCUCACUUAGUUUGUAAUUACCCCCUCAAAAUAGCCAAGGAAAGACCAAUUACCUGGGCUUAUUUACUAUAAUUUAGAAGAAGAAGGCAUAUUCCCCCACAUUUCUUUGGUGGAAAUGGCAUGACUUGUAACAAUGUGUCAAAAGCAUUAUAAAUAUCUAAUGUAGAAUUUUAACAAUCAGAUGUGGUGGUUGUAGGGAAAACCUGUAUGGAAAUUUUACACAUGGGAAUAAAAUCUAUUAAAAUUUUCCAGAUUAUCAGGUGGCUCCUACCAAUAUGGGCAAUGGCAGCAAUAUUUGACACAGAAAAUAACCAGUGCAGCCAGGAUGACUAUAUUGCACCAGUUUUUGCAGUGAAUGAUGACUCUGGGGUCAGUUGAUAUCUGUAGUCUUAAGUUUUGUAUGCUAAUGCAGUAAGUGUAAAGUAUAAGUUGAAAUAAUAUUGGUUUAUUUCACUUUCACACUGUAGUUGAAACCUUGGGUGAGCAAACUUUCUCUGUUGAGUGCUUAUUAUUGACUUUACAGAUAAAAAUUAGCAUAAAGAGUUGGAUCAAAUUCAAAUGAUACAAUUCUGGGUAAAUGAUCAAGGGUUGAGAGAACGACUUCAGUUUUAGAAAAAUUUUUUAAAUCAAGUUUUAAAAAUUAAAUUAAUUAGGGUUUGUUUUAAUUUUAUGUAGUACACUCUAUAGCUUGAAUUUGUCACUAGGAAGCUAACAUACAAAAGAAGGUUAUUUGCAAAUGAUAUAGAAAUGUACCAUGAUUAUCGCUGCUGAACUGUCUUACUAGUUUUAAUAGGGUUCAUCGAGAAUAUUGAGAAUUAUAGUGUAAAACAGUAGGACAAGACUCUCCAUGCACAAAUUGGUAGUAGCUUAGGCUAUAGAAAUGUAGCUAGAGAACCCAGGUACUGGCUGAGCCAAUACCUAGAGAAUUCUCUUCAUCUCUAAUUCCUUACAUGUACAUGUAGAAACACCCAGAAUUUUAAGUUAAAACAUCCACCUUUACAUGUUUUGCUGAAGUUUCACUUUCAGCCCUUUUUUUCUUGCAGAACUUCACCUCUGAAUUCCGUCCUAGGGGAAGUAGUUUUCAUUACAAACAUUUACAUGAUGGUGUUGAUGAUGUUGCAAGCCAACCCUUAAUUCCAAGUCUUGGCCCUAGCUCCAAGUCUUUGUCAAGUAUGAGUUCAUCUUAUGGAUCAACAGCAUGGAAUCAGAAACCUUGGGGUCAAGGCUCAUCAGAUAGGUAUCCUCCCAUAUCGUAACAAUUUUGUGAGGGAGCACAGUGUUCUGUAGUGGUGCAGACUCCUGGAUUCCAACAUUUGCAGGCAGUUUUUAGAUCAGUCAAAAUUAGAUCCAGUUGUUAUGAUAAGAUAUAAUUGAUGAUGAUAUGACAACAACAUCAUAACACAUCAUGAUGUUGUGUAGUUGAGUAUUAACAAUGCAUAACAUUAUCAGAGAUGGGAUGCCAUUUACAUAUCAGCAAAUUUUAUUUGCUUAUGGAAACAAUUUUACCUUCUAAUUAUAUGUAAGGCGUACGCAUUUCAUCAGUGCUUUAUGUGUUGUUUUGCCCUGUAUGUUAAUAUGGAAAUUUCUGUUGUGUGAAGGUUAGGUGGGUUUUACAUGAACAUUGCAAAAAAAAUUUCAUGCAAAACAAGUUCAAGUGUUAAAAAUGAAUGAGGUUAAUUUUCAAGUUCUAUUGGAAAAAAAUAUUGUUUUUAUAAUUGUUUGUAGUUAUAUAAUUAUUAACACAUUUUUAAUACUUGCUACAUUUUCAUCUGUUUGUGAACCAUUAUUAUUAUAUGCUCUAAAUUUUUUGGUAUAUUUCACUAGAACUUGAAAAUAACCUCAGAAAGGUGGAAACAUUGUUCAUUUUUAUUGCUGUUUUUUUCUUUUUGUUACAAAAUCUAUAUAUGAGAAACUUCUUAUUAAAAAAAAUUUACUUGUUUUACGAGCCAAUUUGCACAAGAAUUAAGUGGAUGACUUGAGAUUAUUUUUCAAUAACAAUAGGCAUUCAUCUGCUGUUAUCAUAUAAGAGUGACUAAACAUGUUGAAAUUUUAAUAUGCAGGGUUUACUAAUUUUUGCUGUGAGUACCUUCUCUUAAAUAUAAAUUUUAUAAAUUGAAAUGUACUUUUAUAAGCAAAAUAAUGUAAUUUUAGUGGUUGCUGUGACUGCUUAUGUGCAUCAUAAUUUUAAAAUGUAUAUUUUAAAUAUAUAAGUCACCUGUUGCAUGAAUUAUCAGAGUUCAUGUUGAUAAGGGAAAAGUGAAAAAAACAAAACAAAACAAUAUUUAAUUAUUUGGUCAUGCAACAGGGGAAAUUUGUUUAUUCCUAUGAAAGACAUGAUUUAAUUUAUGUAAUCUUUACUUUGUAAGAGGUUGAUAUUUAAAGAAGUUGAUGCAACUGUCAGAUGUUAAAUAGAAGUGCCAGGUAGCUAACAUGCUUUGAUGUCUUAAGACUUCAAUAUCACUCAAGGCUGGGAUUAUUUCCCCACAUAAGUAGUAAAUAAUCUUGAUGUUAAUGGUAAAUAUUAUACUUGUGCCACUGAGCAUCAAAUCAAGUUCUGUUUAUUCAUCAUAAGAGGUCUCAGAACAUUGGAGAGCAGAUGUUUUUCUUUUUGAAUUGGAGGUUACAGUAGAUGAAAAGGAAUUAGAACUAGCUGCAGUAAUAAUCAUAACUUUUACAAUGCAGUGAACUUCUUGGGAAGAAGUGCUGUUGGCCAGUAUCUCACAGUUGUUGUUAAAGCACAGUGCUCCGGAUCUAAUUUAAUUGAUAGGCAAAGUUUUAUAGGCCUGGUCAAUAAAGCACUCAUGUUAGGCAUCAGCACAUUAUAGCUAUCCUGUUUCAAAAUAUUUAUUUCAUUAGUGCUAAACCUCUUGGCUCUUUUAUUUACAACACAUUUGGUUUAGAGGUAUACUUUGAGCCCCUCCCUCUUUCCAUAGGAAGUUAAAUAGAAUGAGCAUUGGUUAAGUUUUAAUAAAGGGCAGAUGGGUUGUAAAUA